UGAUGCGGUUGAGGCGGCGCGGGCCAAAGCGGAGCCGGGCCCGGCGGCGGGCGCGGUAGGAGGCGGCGGGGCCUCGGGGCCCGGGCCGGUGACUGCGGCGCCCUCACGAUGGACGCCUUAGAGGAAGAGAGCCUCGCGUUGUCCUUCUCCUCCGCCUCCGAUGCAGAAUUUGACGCUGUGGUUGGAUGUUUAGAGGACAUUAUUAUGGAUGACGAGUUCCAGUUACUGCAGAGAAACUUCAUGGACAAGUACUACCAGGAGUUUGAAGACACAGAGGAGAAUAAGCUCACAUAUACACCCAUUUUUAAUGAAUAUAGAGCCCACACGUUCCUGUCUCCACGGUUGCAGAUUUCCCUGGUAGAGAAGUACAUCGAAGAGCAGCUGCUGGAGCGCAUCCCAGGCUUCAACAUGGCAGCCUUCACAACAACACUGCAGCACCAUAAAGAUGAAGUGGCUGGUGACAUCUUUGACAUGCUGCUCACAUUCACGGAUUUUCUGGCUUUCAAGGAGAUGUUCCUGGACUACAGAGCAGAAAAGGAAGGCCGAGGACUGGACCUAAGCAGCGGCUUGGUCGUGACUUCUCUGUGCAAGUCAUCUUCUAUGCCAGCUUCCCAGAACAACCUGCGGCACUAGGUCUUAACCUUCAGACCAGAAGUGUGAUCGCUAUGGGGGCACCAACCCAGCAGGCGCAGAGAAACAUGGGCUAAUGACAGAUGCAAUUUGUAAAGACCAACUGUGCCACAGCCCUUCAUUCAUUUGAAGUAUUGAUGAAUCCUGGAAAACAUGACUGACCCUCUUGGCCUUUGUCCAGAAACACCUUCUUGUAGUCAGUAACCCUCAUGUUCACCACUCCCCCUCCCAGUGCAGGCGCCUCUCCCAGAUGCUUCUGAGUGACUCCGUCUGUGUUGGUCACUUGACUUGGGGCCCUUCCCAGCAACAUGGUAGUGUGGCGCGUCACCAGGGUGGACAGCAUACCAUCAUUAGCCCUUCAUCCCAGCAGGCUUUACAUGAGUCUUUGCGCUCCCACAACUGUUU
Molecule: messenger RNA, 1035 nt
Organism: Acomys russatus (golden spiny mouse)
Lineage: Eukaryota; Metazoa; Chordata; Mammalia; Rodentia; Muridae
Gene: Arl2bp
Product: ADP ribosylation factor like GTPase 2 binding protein
Exons: 6
Coding region: 109-633 (174 amino acids)
Biological process (GO): maintenance of protein location in nucleus; positive regulation of tyrosine phosphorylation of STAT protein
Cellular component (GO): mitochondrial intermembrane space
Source: RefSeq, a predicted model, not a curated record